AAAGCUGAAGUCGACUGUGCUUUGUAAAACUGGCUCACCGACCCUCGGGACCUGCAGUGCCUCUGGAUUCCAGCCUCCGGGUCUCCACGCCAGACAGUCUGAGCAUGCGAGUCACACUUGCUGUGACAGCCUGGAUGCUCUCUGUGGUCUCCAGUUCUUCCUCUCCAGCAAAUACUUUGCCAGAUAUCGAAAAUGAAGAUUUCAUCAAAGACUGUGUUCGAAUGCACAACAAGUUCCGAUCAGAAGUGACUCCAAAAGCCAGUGAUAUGCUAUACAUGACUUGGGACCCAGUACUAGCCCAGAUUGCAAAAGCAUGGGCAAGGAACUGUCAGUUUGCACACAACAUACAGCUGAAGCUUCCCCACAAGCUGCACCCAAAUUUCACUUCACUGGGAGAAAACCUCUGGACUGGGUCUCUGUACCUCUUUUCUGUGUCUUCAGCCGUCACAGACUGGUACAACGAAAUUCAGUACUAUGACUUCAAGACUCAGAAAUGUGACAAGGUCUGUGGCCAUUAUACCCAGAUUGUUUGGGCAGAUAGUUACAAAGUUGGCUGUGCAGUACAGUUUUGUCCUCAAGUUUCUGGCUUUGAAGGUCUUCGCAAUGGAGCACAUUUUAUAUGCAACUAUGGACCAGCAGGCAAUUACCCAACCUGGCCAUAUAAAAAAGGAUCCACAUGCAGUGCCUGCCCCAGUAACGACAACUGUCUGGACAAUCUCUGCGCUAACCCACAACGAGACAAAGUGACACGUUACUACUCUGUUGUGUUUCCAGACUGGCCAAUAUUUCCACGUAACAGAUACACAUCUCUUUUCCUCAUUGUUACUCCACCAAUCCUAAUACUGAGUGUUAUAAUUAUCAGUUUGGUCAGGCACAAAUACCCUCAUUUAGUUCUUCUGAACUAAUACAAUCCAGGGGGGAAAAAGCCUCAUUC
Lipotes vexillifer (Yangtze River dolphin) is the source of this 934-nucleotide messenger RNA. It is a transcript of the gene GLIPR1, whose product is annotated as GLI pathogenesis related 1. Gene Ontology annotation, cellular component: extracellular region. The transcript has 6 exons. Bases 105 to 905 code for a protein of 266 amino acids. Lineage: Eukaryota; Metazoa; Chordata; Mammalia; Artiodactyla; Lipotidae. The record is from RefSeq and is a predicted model, not a curated record.